UCGCCACAGGUUCUAUUCCCACUCUAUGGGUGUCGUGGACACCCACGAGUGGAAAUAGUCACUGUUGGUAAGCAUGCCAACCAUCGGGAAAGUGAGCUGCUGGGCUCGUGGAGGAGGUCAUGUGACUGUCAGUCAGCUGACCAGCGGUCACAUGAAUACCACCCACCAGUCUCUAGCGCUCAGACAGAGCUGCCGGCUAUGGGAUGAGAGAGGAGGGGGCCCGCACGCAGAGACUGCACAUGGGUCCCAUCCUCUCUAGAUACACCCCUUACUUAAUGUUUGGACAUUUUCUGACCAUGUGUUCUGUAAAACCACUGCAGACCCAAAUGGACUGUGACAGUGCGGAAGAAUAUGCACACAGCUGGAAUGUAUUCCAAGCAUUCUAUGCGUACACCAUUAAUAAAGGGUUUCAGGAAUUAUUUGGUGAAGACAUUGGAAGUGUGCAACAGCAAACAAGAGGUGGAAAAUGUUGCACGGUAUUUGUAUUUCAUGGACCCACAAAAAGCUUCCAUGGAGUUUGUGGAGAACAUAGAAAAAACUAAUCUCUACUUCACAAAGCUUGGAGAAACAGGUCUCUGUAGCCAAACACAAUUUAAUUAUUUAAAAAGUAUACGGAGAUUUAUACAAUAUCAGACAACAGACACCAAUCUUGGAGCAACUGAUCCACAGCUAUUUCAAGCCUGCAGACAUUUUCUUAAAGUAAUCAAUGCAAUUCAGAAAAAACUGUGUAAAGGUGUAUCGAGGGAAAAGGUCAUCAAAAAGUACAAAAGAUUGACAAAAGAUCCAUUGCAGCCACUGGAUUGUAAUCAGCUACUAGAUGUUGCAAAACCAGAUUUCCUGAAUUGCAUCUACAGGGCUGAUAUCGGUGAUAAACUGUUGGUCAAAGAUAAGAUCUGUAUUCUGUACUAUCUAGAGGCAUUACUUAUCUUGAAACACCUCCAAAGACCUGGAGUGGUUGCUAAUAUGACUGUUGAGGAAUGGCAUGAAAGGGUUCGUCACACCUUCACAUCAGAAUGUAUUUCCGAAAUCCUUGUUAUCAUAGGAGUUAAAAACCAUAAAACUGCUGCAAAUCAAGUGGAGACGUUUGCGCUCACAGAAGAAGAAGAAAUGUGGUUCAAAACUUAUUUUGAUGUGGUACGGCCUUCAUUAGUAAAAGAAGAUAAUCCCCAAGAAGCAUUUUUUAUAUCAACAUCGGGAAAUAAAAUAUAUAAAGUUUCUAACGACCUUCGUCACUUUCAUGUAAAGCAUAGACUGCAAAAUAUUACAAGCCAGAUGGUACGGAGGGCAUGUGAAACUUGGAUUUUAUCUCAGUACUCUGAUGUUCAGAAGAGUCUCUUUGCCAAAUAUCUGGGACAUACCAACUUGACAGCAGAUCGACAUUAUAGGGAAAAGACAUUACAUAACAUAUGUCUUGGCUCAAGACUGGUCACCCAGCUUGGAUAUAAGAGUGAAGGAGUGGACACACAAAAAAGUUCAGGGGAAGAACUUCAAGACCAAUCAUUGUCACAUUGGCAUCACUGUAAAAAAGAAAGGAAAGAUCGACACUAUAAGAAGAGAGUAAAGAAUAUAAUCAGGGCAUUCCCAGCACAGCGCCCAUCAAUUGUCAAGUUAACAAAGUACAUAAAAAAAAAUAAAUGGAAAUUUAGUGUAAAUGAGGUAAAACUUCUUGUGGAAACAUGGAAGCCCAGGCCAUUUCAGUGUUGGAAACACUGCAAGGAUUUGAAAAAACAUAUCCGCUUGCAGAAUUGGAAAGGGCUGAAAACUACCACAGAUAAAGAAAGUGGAAGAAAGAAAGUGAAGUCUAAGAGGGCUUUCCUUAAAGGGGAAGCAAUAUGUGACUUCCAUGGAGAACAGAUAGGUGCCAAAAAAGGCAGAAAAAUGCAAAAAAAUAAAAAGAACUGUCAUGACCUCUAUUUUUAUAAGGAUACAGAAGGCAAGUCAUGGUGUAUCAAUCCAUCCUGUGCAUGCCACACUCGGACAUAUUCCAAAUUAAUGUGGAAAUCCAGUACAGAAUUUAAUGUGAUCCCAACAUACACAACCAAAUUUGGUAUUCUCCUCCUAGCUGCAGAAAACAUUCCAGCCAAUCAGAAUUUAAAAUAUUAUGUUGAAAAAUAGGUUGGCAAUAAUCAAUGUUAUCUUUUUAUUAUGAUUCUUUUUACUAUUGUUUGUCCUCAAACAAUGGACUAAUGACAGGUCAGCUCUGCUGUGUAGCUUGAAUACAUAGAAAGCUUCGAAUAGUUCAGAACAAAUAACCACUCAAUUGUUUGCAAA
Molecule: messenger RNA, 2271 nt
Organism: Pseudophryne corroboree (corroboree frog)
Lineage: Eukaryota; Metazoa; Chordata; Amphibia; Anura; Myobatrachidae
Exons: 8
Coding region: 352-2115 (587 amino acids)
Molecular function (GO): DNA binding
Source: RefSeq, a predicted model, not a curated record